Molecule: messenger RNA, 2687 nt
Organism: Chenopodium quinoa (quinoa)
Lineage: Eukaryota; Viridiplantae; Streptophyta; Magnoliopsida; Caryophyllales; Amaranthaceae
Product: anti-sigma-I factor RsgI6-like
Exons: 7
Coding region: 690-2447 (585 amino acids)
Biological process (GO): carbohydrate metabolic process
Molecular function (GO): hydrolase activity, hydrolyzing O-glycosyl compounds
Source: RefSeq, a predicted model, not a curated record
AAAAAAAAAGGAAGAUAUGAGGACACAAGUGUUUGAAUGCAGAUGUCAUAAAAUUAAAGUUGUCAAAUUAAGCACCAUUUAUUGGAUAGCAAGUGCAGCUUAUGUACAUUACUGAUCCAUUGACAUUGGUCUUUGGUGGUUUGGUAUCUUACACAUUUAUUUCUAAUACCAUAAAUCAUUACCACGUACCAAAUUGACUAUUGUGGUCUUUUUUGUGGAAAUGUAAUUUGACAAAAGACUACAUGAAUUUAUCUGAUUUCUGUUGUAGAGUGGAACAUACAUACAGUAUGUUAUAUUACAGGAUCUGAGUCUUGGUCAUGCUCAGUAUUCAUUCAUUCAGUAGUUUCCGUUAAGAUUGUUCGUCUAUGAAACAGGCAGAGAUUGAAAAAGAUCGGAGCUGCUAUUUUCGAUUGAAUACAUUCAGAAAUGAAACAACAAUUAUGGCAGAGGUUAUUUUGAUUUAAGGCUUGUCUAGCCAAGAUAAGCUCAAUCCCGCACUGCUGCUGAGUGCUGAGUAAAGUGAAACUACAAAAGAAGCUGUCAUGUCAAAUGCACAUAUUAGUAUUGAAGCAAAGCAAUUCCCAAAUCCACCUAUCAUCGCAAUCACGCAGGCUGAUGACCAUGAAAAAGAUCAUUCGAAAAGUGUGAGCCAAGAUGACGAGAAAAUCCCAGGAUUAAAGCAAUGAAACAUGACCAUAAUGUCAUUGUCACAUCUUAUACAUUUUGCUUGUGAUACCAUACAAGCUUUGUCAUACGACUAUUCAGCAACUACAGAGUGUUUGGAAGAAGCCUGGAAGGUUCAAUAUGGUGGAGGAAUCAUACAAAAUCCAGAGUUCACUAAUGGUAUCGAAGGAUGGACUAUGUUUGGUCAGGGUAAGCUCGAAGAAAGAAUAACAAAAGAUGGGAACAAGUUCAUCGCGGCUCUGAACAGAACUCAGCCAUCUGAUAGCCUUUCUCAGAGAAUUCAGAUUCAGAAAGGAAAAAUUUAUGCAUUUUCAGCCUGGAUUCAAAUUAGUCAAGGCAGUGAAGUUAUAUCGGUAAAAUUUAGAAGUCCUGGUGGAAAAUACCUCCAUGGAGGUACAGUGAUAGCAGAGCAAGGAUGUUGGAGCAUGUUGAAAGGCGGUAUAGUUGCAGCCUUUUCAGGUCCGGUUGAUUUAUUUUUCGAGACUAAGAACACAGCUGAUGAAAUCUGGGUAGAUAAUGUCUCUUUGCAACCUUUUACUAAGAAGCAAUGGAAAUCACAGCAAGAAAAGACCAUUGCAAAGGUGAGAAAGAGUAAGGUGAAAUUACAUGUGACAAAUAAAGAUAACACUUCAGUAGCAGGAGCAAAAAUUACUCUGAAGCAAAUAAAAUCAGGUUUCCCUACAGGAUGUGAAAUAAACCAGAAUAUCCUAAACAGCAAGAAGUAUCAAGAUUGGUUUGCCUCGAGAUUUUCAGUCACUGCUUUUGGGAACGAAAUGAAAUGGUACUUCACAGAAAAAACACGAGGGCAGGAAGACUAUACCAUACCUGAUGCCAUGCUACAAUUUUGUGAGCAGAACAACAUUGAUGUUCGAGGUCACAACAUCAUUUGGGAUGAUCCAAGAUACCAACCCACUUGGAUAAACAACGAAACCAGUCCACAAGAGUUGAAAGAUGCAGCUGAAAACAGGACGAAAUCUGUUGUAUUAAGGUACAAAGGGAGAUUGAUCCAUUGGGAUGUUGUGAAUGAGAACUUGCAUUUUAGCUUCUAUGAGAAUAAGCUUGGAGAAAAUGCUUCAGCAGAGGUUUAUGCUAGAACAUAUGAGCUUGAUCAAAAGCCGAUUUUGUUCAUGAACGAGUACAACACUAUAGAGUUGAGCCAAGAUGAAGAUUCAAUACCAGCAAAAUAUGCUAGAAAGUUGAAGAACACUCAAUCAUAUUAUAGAGAAAGGAGUGGUGGUAAUGAUACAUUGCCUAUGGGAGUAGGGGUGCAAUCAAGGUUCGGCCCCGGUCAGCCCAACAUUGCUUACAUGAGAGCAGGAAUGGACUACUUAGCUUCAAUGAAAUUCCCGCUAUGGCUUACUGAACUCUUUGUUGACAAAGGGGAAAACCAGGCAGAGUAUCUGGAGGAUGUUUUAAGGGAGGGAUAUUCACAUCCUGCAGUUGAAGGGAUUGUGAUAUGGCCAACUUCACCAUUCAGCAGUGAAUGCAAGAUGUGCUUGACUGAGCAAAACUUCAACAACACACCCAAUGGAGACGUCGUUGAUAAGCUUAUCGCGGAGUUUUCAAGCUCGAAACCAUUGGAGAUUUCUGCCAAUGGCCAAGGAAUCUCUGAAGUUGUGUUGCUUCAUGGGGAUUAUGAAGUUACUGUAAGGCAUCUUGAAACAAAUUCUUACACAAAGUUGAAGCUCAAGGUGACUAAAAAUUCAGCAAACUUUGUACCUGUUCAACUUGAUGCAUUUGUUCCCCAUGUUUUGUCUAUGUAACUGGGAUUGCUGUUAGCUUUCCGUAAAUAUAAUUAUUCUUGCAUUUCAUGAUCACUUUAUAGAAGUGUCUUACAAGUUACAAGUGUAUGUGUCAAUGUGUGUAAUGGGCUAAUGUCAGCAAUGUAGUAUUGUGUGUUUGCUUGGUAAAGUCUCGGGGUGGUACUUAAGACAUGAGAUCAAUUACCAUGUACAUCACUACUUUUCUCGGUUCUAUACUCCAGUGAUCUUUAAACAAUAUAA